Molecule: messenger RNA, 2459 nt
Organism: Harpia harpyja (harpy eagle)
Lineage: Eukaryota; Metazoa; Chordata; Aves; Accipitriformes; Accipitridae
Gene: NUDT6
Product: nudix hydrolase 6
Exons: 4
Coding region: 1692-2288 (198 amino acids)
Molecular function (GO): ADP-ribose diphosphatase activity; NADH pyrophosphatase activity; NAD binding
Source: RefSeq, a predicted model, not a curated record
GGAGUGGUUUGCUAGCCUGCGGGAAGCCAGCACAGGGAGCAGACAACAGGUAGCGAGCCUGCAUUGCCAAGUAGACCAGCAGCUGCUUUUCAUCCUGUCUGGAGUUUCCCACACAGCGAACGCUGCGCAGCCAGGGCUAGUGCCUCAGCCAUCAUCCAGCCAAAUGAUGACAAAGGUGUGAAUAAGCAAGGUCAGGUCGUAUUUUGCCAGACUAGAUCAGAGUCGCCAAGCAGAGAGUAGCAAACGUUACUCAUUGGGCUUGGCCAUUAUUGUUUAGAAAUAGUGGAAUAUGUGGUGUGUCUUCCAACUAACUUAACUGCAUCCGUUUGUAGGUGGCAGGAUUUUCCAAAUAUGUAAAGGUACAGAAAAGCUUUUGGUGUAUGAAAUGAUUAAGAUGUUUUUGAAAAGCAUUUCCAAAAUUCUCCGCCUCCUAGGAGGAAGUGGUCUGCCAUCCAGAAAGUGACGUGUUUGUAAAUAUGCCACAUAACAAUGGCAUAGGAAGACAAGUUGAGGAAGAAAACUAAAAGUCAUUCUCUUCUCCCUCCCAUGUAGUAUAAGCCUUACAACGUGGCUGUUAUUUUCAUUGUUACCUACCUUAGUCUGGUUGUUUAAACAAGUCAUUGAAGUUGAAGAGCGAGAAGGGUCUCCACACACGCGUACACACGCACGAUCACCAGCCUUGGCCAGUCCUGUUACUUAAGGAAAUGUGUAAAAUGAGCGGCUGCAUAAAUGUCCAACUGCACAGGAAGAUGGAGUUAGGUAGGUUAUUGUGGUCCGAGGAAUCAAAAGUGAUUUAAAAGCAGCUUCCAAGUUGUUUUACAAAGUAAUAUCUAUUUCUGUCUGCUCAUGUUUACAAUGCAGGCAGUCACGUGUGCGCUCAUUACAUGGAUGACAAGUGCUUUUCAACACUGAACAUCUUUUCAUACACUUUUACAUCAGUCAUAAAUAAAACAGGUAGAAUGAAGAUAUUUUUCCCCUCCAUUACUCAUUGUCUGGAAUUGUCUAAGGGGUCUGGGGUUUUUUGUUUUUUUUUAAAAAUAAUUCCCUUACCUAUUUCCCAAAAGAGAACAUUCAAAACAAAGCAGUGUUGCAAUAGCGAUUAGUUGGUUAGGUUUCAAGUGUAAACCUUUCCAGAAAGUCAUCCUGGCAUUGGAUGAUUUAAAGCUCCAGGUACCACAUCUGUAGCAAGAGGGAGAGUUUUUAAAACCAGCGUUCAGAGCCUGCAGCCAAGCUCUGAUCUCACUGAUACUAACCAGGUGCGGCCCGGCGAGCUUCAGCAGAGGGACUCCCGAGUUACACAUGGGAAAAUGAGACCAGACAGCAAAUCCCAUUAGUGUUUUUCCUUUCUUCUUGCUUUGGAUUUAGGUGUCACCUAGCAGAGAUUCUGGACAUCUCACAGAAUUUCACUGCCAAAAAUUACAUUCACAGGCAUCAAUUUCUGGGGAACAGAGGAGAGAAAACGUUCUUUCUGUUUGAUUCAAACUGCAGUUUUCCUGUCUUCGGCAGUCCUCCUUGGUCUCAGCAAAUCAUUUGGCUGAAGAAUGGCUUUUCUAGAAAGUAAUCCCUGUAAUCACAGCAUGCAUCAAAGUUGCUGUUGCUUUCCUUUUGUUCCCUUUUUUAAUCAGUACAGUACUUGAACCUGGACACUGCUAAAUAUUUACAGGAGGAAUGAAAUCAUAAAGUCACAAGCCAUGGGGAGGCAGAUAUGUGACUACCCUCUUAAAGCACGUCCUUUGACAUAUCUUGAAGGAAGAUUGGUAUUUCAUCUUUUAAAUAUUCCUCCUACACGUGCUGUUCUAGAUGAAAGCACUGGAAAGGUGUUGGUCGUACAAGACAGAAAUCGGACUAUAAAUGCGUGGAAAUUUCCAGGAGGUCUGUCUAAUCCAGGCGAAGACAUUGGAGACACAGCAGUUCGAGAGGUUUUUGAAGAGACUGGCAUCAAGUCAGAGUUCAAGUCCAUCCUAAGCAUAAGACAGCAACACAAACACCCCGGAGCCUUUGGGAAGUCAGAUAUGUACAUCAUCUGUCGCCUGGAGCCCUCCUCCUUCACCAUCAGCUUCUGCCAGCAGGAGUGCCUGAGGUGCGAAUGGAUGGACCUCCAUGAGCUUGCUAGGACGAAACACGCUACUCCCAUCACCAGCAACGUAGCUAAACUCUUACUUUACGGAUACCGGGAAGGGUUUGAGAAGAUUGAUAUAACCAUGAGAGAGUUUCCGGCUGUCUACACAGGCCUGUUCUACAAACUGUACCACAGGGAGCUGCCCGAGUCCUACAGAAACAUUACAUGAUAGCAAUACAUUUCACAUUUCAUUAUGUUAAUAAUUUAGAAUUAUUAUUGUAUUGUUAUUUAGACCAUAUUAAAAUUAUCCAUGGACUUCUUUUUAGGUAAUUAUUAGAAAGUAAUUAUUUACUCUAUUCUUUAAUAAGCUAUAGAGAUAUAAAUUAUUUUUAAAGGUAAA